This is a messenger RNA of Schistocerca serialis cubense, 1089 nucleotides long. Its product is annotated as dehydrogenase/reductase SDR family member 11-like. Lineage: Eukaryota; Metazoa; Arthropoda; Insecta; Orthoptera; Acrididae. The transcript has 6 exons. Bases 15 to 758 code for a protein of 247 amino acids. Gene Ontology annotation, molecular function: oxidoreductase activity. The record is from RefSeq and is a predicted model, not a curated record.
ACGCAGGUAGCGACAUGGAGAGGUACAGAGGACGCGUCGCCAUGGUGACGGGCGCCAGCUCGGGAAUCGGCGCCGCUAUCGUACAGGCCCUGCUGAGAGAAGGGCUCACUGUCGUGGGCGUGGCCAGGAGGAUCCACAGAGUUAAGGAGUUGGAACUGAAAGAUGCUUCAGGCCAGCUACACGCCAUAGAAGGCGAUGUCAGCAGCGAGGAGAGCAUAAUUUCAGUCUUCAAGUGGAUUAAAGAAAACCUGGGAGGCGUCGACAUUCUCAUUAACAACGCUGGCGUUACGGCAGAAGCACCUCCGUCUUCUGGCAAGACGGAAGACUGGAAGCGUGUCCUGGACGUGAACGUGCUGGGUCUGAGCAUCUGCACCAGGGAGGCCGUGCAGGACAUGCUGAGCAGGGGCGUCGACGACGGCUUCAUCAUCCACAUCAACAGUGUGCUGGGCCACGUUCCCGCAAUCGACGACGUGGUCGUCAUAUACUGCGCCAGCAAACACGCCGUCAGGGUGCUGCUCGAGGGGCUGCGGCUGGACCUGGUCGCCAAAAAGAGCCGCAUCCGUGUCGGGCAAAUAUCUCCGGGAGCAGUAAUGACGGAAAUUUGGGACUAUCAGACGAAAUUUUCGAAAGAAGUAGCCAUGGCGAUGCCGCACAUGCAACCAGAGGACGUGGCAGCUGCCGUGGUGUAUAUGCUAUCCCAGCACCCACGUGUUCAGGUUUACGACAUCAUAUUACGGCCUCCUGGAUCUGUGUUUUAGCUCACGAUGUCACACUUUGGCUGGUUUUUCAGAAGAUGGUCAUAAGCAGAAGUUAUUAAGCCUCUAUAAGCAACAUGUAAGACUAGUUUUUUGUCUAGACGAGAUAUGAAAAGAAUAUUCUCUGUUAUAUGUAACUCGAAGAAGAAAUAAAAGACGGAGAGCCAAGGACGUUACAACGAAUCACUCCUUACCACUGGUGACUGUAUGCUUUGUAAAUUACUGAAGGCGUGACGUGUCGGUUACAGCUUUCUACUGUGAUAUCCGUGGACGACUCGACGGGCUUCGUAAUUGUUACUGGAACAGUACCAAGAUGCGAAAAAAGGACGAAACU